Messenger RNA from Rhagoletis zephyria (snowberry fruit fly), 2884 nucleotides. RefSeq names its product conserved oligomeric Golgi complex subunit 8 (gene Cog8). Gene Ontology annotation, cellular component: COG complex. Gene Ontology annotation, biological process: intra-Golgi vesicle-mediated transport. NCBI's taxonomy places the organism in Eukaryota, Metazoa, Arthropoda, Insecta, Diptera, Tephritidae. The record is from RefSeq and is a predicted model, not a curated record.
AGCUGUUAACAUUUGGCCAACGCAGUUGAUAAACAAAUAAUUUUUCUGCAAAAAAUAAUCUUUUUAAUUGAAUAAAAGUGUAUCAUAAUGGAUUUGGAAAACGAACGAGUGCUUAAGUUGAUAUUUCCUGAUGGUGUACCAGAGAAUCUCCGCGAAAAUCCGGAGCUCUAUAGCUACCUAGCCAAUUUGGGCACCUACAAAGUCGAGCAGCUGAAGAAAGAACAAACACGUUUGGCCGACGAAACCAAACGCAUUGUCGAGCAGACGCAGGAUUUAGCAAUUUCAAAUUACAAAACAUUCAUAUGCACCGCAGAGAAUUCGCGUUCAAUUUUCACUGAAUUCCAAAACGCCGAAGAGCAAGUGGGCACAUUACUGAGCAAGUUGCCAUUGUUUACGGCAGAAUGUGAAAGUUUUCUAGCCAAAGCGGAGGAUAUUAACGAGAAUAGACGCAUAAAUUCAAUAACUUUGAAGAAGAAUGCACAGCUGUUAGAGAUACUCGAGCUGCCACAGCUAAUGGAGCGCUGUAUACGCGAGGGACGCUACGAGGAGGCGCUCGAGCUGGCGAGCUUUGUGCAAAAGUUGGGACACAAUCAUAGUGACAUACCGAUUAUAAAGAGCAUCGUGCACUCAGUAGAGGCGCUGUGGCAUACAAUGCUGGUGCAAUUGGUGGCACAGUUGCGUAGCGAUUUACAACUGCCCAAGUGCUUGCAAAUUGUUGGCUAUUUACGACGCAUGCAAGCAUUUGGCAAUAAUGAAUUGAAACUGAAGUUCUUGCAAGCGCGCGAUACUUGGCUUAUAGGCACGCUGAAAUCGAUAUCUAAAGAUGAUGCUCAACAACAUUUGACCAAAACCAUUGAGGUGACACGCAUCAAUUUGUUUAAUAUUAUAACGCAAUAUCGUGCAAUAUUCCCGGAUGAAGAGCCUAGUUCUGUUACCGUCGUCAAACCGUUGCAAGGUGUGAGCUGUGAUGGUGAACGGCUCUUCCAGUCAUGGCUGCAUAGGAAGAUUGAUGAUUUUCUCCAGACUCUCGAAUCCGAUUUGGAACGCGGUGUCAGCUCCUAUGACACCGUACUUGGGCAAUGCAUGUACUUUGGCCUAUCAUUCAGUCGUGUUGGUGCCGAUUUUCGUGCGCUUAUGGUACCAAUCUUUCUACGCGUAAUCAGAAAGAAUUUCGAAAAUGCCAUCUCCAAGGUGAAUCAAAGUUUCGCACAAGAACUCGAACGCUAUACGCUCAUUAAUAAACCGACAUUGCAUACGCGCGCUCACAAAGUGGACACAACUAGCGUCACUAUAGCGCAGGGCAGUGCAACAGCACAAGAACAAGAAUUAUUUGCACCGCCGGAAACUUUGCUCGACUUUCAUCCGCUAGCCGCACUAUGCAAUGGCUACUUGAAUGCACUCAACGAGUUACGUCUUUGCGCGCCCAUCGCCUUGGCGAAUGAUGUAACGCGUGCGCUACAAUCAUCACUAGAAUUUGUGGCUACCAAAGUGCUCGGAUUCUAUAGGCAAGAACAGCAGGCUUUCACCAGCGCAGAGCGCGAGACAUUUGUGAAAUUGUGCUCUUGUUUGGCAUACGAUUUGAUACCCUACAUGCAGCGUUGCAUACACGCCAUAUUUCCACAACAGACACUCACUAACCAUUUGGGUAUAAAUCUGCUGACAUUGGAGCAGCAGCAGAUCACCUACUUGCAACAACAAAAGAUAUUAGAACCGCUUAAGCAUUUGCUACCAAACAAAAUGCCGGAUGUAUUGUUGAAGCAAGGUCAGACGAAGUUGGCGGAGGCAACAGAGGCGCAACAAAGUGCCGCGGCGGCCAUCGCUGCAGAGGGAUAAUCGCUUGAAUGGGAAAUCUGCAAUAAAAACUAACAUAGAUACAUAACAUACAUACUAAUGAUACAUAAAAUGUCUUAAGCCCAUAAAUUAAUAAAGCAAAAAUAAACGAAACAAAGCACCAAUCCAUUGACAAAAACAGCCAAAAACUCAAUUAUACGCUACAACUGACCACAAAUGUCAAUUUCAUAUGUAUGCCUCGCCAUCAGCGAACCACCCUCACACUUCAUUGCAUCCUCCCACAUAUAAGGCGUGUAUGUAUUGUGUGUAUAUGCAUGUUUAUCUAUGUAUGUGUGUUUGCCUGCACACCACUACAAAGCAAUGGUAAAUACACUAUAUAAUGUAAUUUAUGAAUAACAAUUAAAAAGGAAAAAUUAGCCACAUGAGCUGAAGCGCAAACAAGUUGAGCCGGAGCCGCAGCAGCAGCAGCCACCCACUCAUCCAAUCAGCCAUGCAUACUUCCAACUAUACAUACAUCCAACUUUAGCGUCGCCCUUGCCCUCAUCUUCACAUUCACAUUUCGUUUUUGGUGGCUCAUGAUGGUCGCUUACUAGGAAGUUUUAUUUCACUACUUUAGCAUUUGUGCUUUGGUCAUCAUUUUCUGUGCAGCUGGUGUAAUAAAACUCCCCAUUUGGUCAUUUGGCAAUUAUCCCGAUAAAUUAGCAAAAAUAGUAGCGACGCCAGCAAUCCACAGUGUCCAAGCUUCACACAUAUUCACAUGCACACAUACAUACACACUUCUGUAUGUCCAUAACUAACUGUCAGGACAAUAGCUGAAAAGCAAAUAAAUGAGCAAAAUUUUAGCGGCGGCAAUAGAGACAGCAGCAAGCGACUGUAGUCCAUAGGUUCGUGCGUUUGUAUUUUCGAAAGCUGACAAAAUCGACGAAUGAAUGGACGAGUAGAUAAUUUUCACAUUUAUAAAAUGAACAAUGCACUUAAGUAGCACCAAAAAUAAUGGAAAGGGAGGGGAAACUGGAUCAUAAACGUUGGGAAUAAGCAAGUGUUAUGAAAAUGUUUUCGAAUAGCUGUUGGCAUGUAAUUACAUAUGUAUGUA